AUGACUGCGGACUGCCGAAAUACAAGCCUUGACUGUUCGAGAUUAACUGUUGAAACCUUUUCCAGAAACGUCGUACUGACGUACAAGACGCGGAGUGCAGCUUCGCUACCUGCGCCAGCCGUACUUCAGACGGCGGGGGCAGCGACGGUAGCAGGUACGGCAGCCGGCAGCGGGGGCAGUGGUGCUGGCGGUGACGCAGCCCCGGCGCUCACCAACCACCCUCUGGAGUACGAUCCAGUCACUAACGAGCACACCGCCAAGAUGACGAUGGCGCGUACGGCAGCUCUGGAGUACUACAAUAUUGGAAAGUACGCUCAGGCGGAGGCUAAAUUCCGCGAGGCUGUGGCAGAGGCGCAGUUGGGCUUCGAACCCCAAGAUCCGCACAUCGCCUCUGCGAAAAACAAUCUGGCGGAGUUCCUACGCAACACAGGCCGCUGGGACGAGGCGGAAGCGUUGUACAAGGAGGCUCUGGAACUGUUGGAGCGCAAUUUCGGCGAGAAACACUGGCUGUUCGUGGCGGCCCUGCAUAACCUGGCGCUCAGCUACGAGGCCCGGGGCGACCUGGCCGCCGCCCGAGCCAGCAUGGAGCGUGUUCUGGCUCUGCGGCUCUCCAUGUUCGGACCGCGCCACUUCUUGUACGCCGACUCGCUUUUUGCGCUGGGUCACAUGUUGCUGGCUGUACCGGGUCAGGGGACGGAGGGGCUGCGUAUGAUGGAGGAUGCGGUGCGGCUGCUGGAAGAAGCAGCUGGCGGCCGCCCCGACCUGGCGGCAUCCGCACUGCGCCGAGCCGUUGCGCACAUGGCGACAGACAGGAGUGAGGAGGCCGCCGCGGCGUCGGCACUCAAUGAGCAGCUGACGGAAGCCCUGGCGGCGGCGGGCCAGCCAGCGGCGGCGGCGGCGGCAGCGGAGGCGGCACUGGCGGCGCGAAGGAAGAUGUUCGGGGAGGAAGCGCUGGUGGUGGCGCAGAGUGAGAUGCGCGUGGCACAGCAGCAGCAUGCGGCUGCGGGCCCCGGUCCAGCACUGCGGGCGUUACAACACGCGGAGACUGCCGCCCGGAUCAGCGCCGCCAACGUGGAGGAGUGCAGCAGGGGAGGGCUGCUGUCGGGGCCGUCCCCGGAAAGGCUCCUGAAGCGGCUGCGGGCGGCUCACACGCUGGGCAGCGCCGCCAAGCUCGUGGCCACUCUGGCGGGAAUCUCACCCACGCGAAGGGGUUGGUCCUGGUGGCCAUUUGGCAGCAAAGAGGGCGCCAAGGCACCGCCCUCCUCGUCGCCAUCGCCGGCCGCCGGGGAGCCCUCGGGUCCCCGGCUGGCUUCGCAGGUGCCGCUGCCGCCGGCGGAGCCUGUGGCGGAGCUGGCGCUGGCGGACCGCCGGUUAGAGCAGGCGGCGGCGGCGCUUACGGGGGCAGCGCACGCGGGCAAGCAGCUGCUGCAGGCGGUGGGCUCCGGCCGGCGGCAGCUGCCUGCAGGCGUGACCGUAGACGAGCUGGCGGGUUUGCUGGUGGAGGUGCAGCUGCAGCUGCUGGAUGUGUUGGAGCGGCUGGGGCAGGUGUUGCAGGCGAGGGUGGCGGCGGGCCAGGGAGCGGCGGCCGGCGGCGGCGGCAGCGUAGAUGUGGUGGAGAGGCAUCGAAAGGUGCUGGAGCAGCAAGAGCGCGUGGCAGCGGAGUUGCUAGCUUGA
Messenger RNA from Volvox carteri f. nagariensis, 1674 nucleotides. RefSeq names its product kinesin-like protein with TPR domain. The transcript has 10 exons. Gene Ontology annotation, molecular function: protein binding. Lineage: Eukaryota; Viridiplantae; Chlorophyta; Chlorophyceae; Chlamydomonadales; Volvocaceae. Bases 1 to 1674 code for a protein of 557 amino acids. The record is from RefSeq and is a predicted model, not a curated record.